CAGGGUGUAACCUGAGUCGUGCCAAGGGUUGCAUGGGUCAGCAGUGUGGCACAUGCAUAAUUUUAUCUGAUUUUGGUCUUGCUUUGUUUCUUUGAGACAGGGUCUGGAACUCACUCUCUUGCCCAGGCACACCUGCCAGGCUUGCAGGUGUGAACCAUGACUUCGGGGUUAAUUUUAUCUGAUUUACGUGCUGUGGAGCGGACAGAACAAUGCUCAGCCUGUGAGAUCGCGGUAACUUCAGAAAGUCCAGAGGAAUCUGGGAAAUUCCUCUAGCUCUGCUCAGCUCAGCUCAGCUUGCAAACUCUCGUUACCUUGUUCAGUCCCUCAGCUACUGAUUCGCCAGGAAAGGAGCAUGGUUUCGAUUUCACUUCUCUUUGUCUCAGCUUCCGUUUGGGUGGCUGUUACUUUGCAGCUUCUAAGAGUGGCUGUGCCAAGGAGCCUGAAACAGGAAGACAACCCUCUAAGGAGCCUAGUCAGUUGAGGAUUGGUUGCUGCUGUCGCGCCAGAGCUGGUAGACGCCUAUCCUCAAAGAUGUCACCAAGAGGCUUCAUUUUAUUUUGGUGGAGUCGGUUCCAGUUUACAUACAUCUAAAGCCGGCUUCCAAAGUCCCUACCUCAUUCUCUACUCAUUUUCUUCUAAGAAACACACAGAAGUUGAUAUAUGUGGUGCACAAACAAAAGCUGAUGCAUCUGCCGUGAAUAAUGACGAUGACCUUUAGACCAUGAAUCUCAAGGAGUGACUGCUGUCAGUUACAGGGUGCCAGGGCAUCUCAGUGGACCAUGGAGACACCCAUUUGUUUGGUUCAAAACUGGAAAGAAGAGCUGACAGUAAACCCGGAGGCUAUAAGGAUUCUUGAGAAGAUAUCUCAGCCUCUGGUGGUGGUGGCCAUUGUUGGCUUAUACCGUACAGGGAAGUCCUACCUCAUGAACCGUCUUGCAGGACAGAACCAUGGCUUUUCCUUGGGUUCCACUGUGCAGUCUGAAACCAAGGGAAUCUGGAUGUGGUGUGUGCCUCACCCCACCAAGCCAACCCAUACCCUGGUCCUUCUGGACACAGAGGGUCUUGGUGAUAUAGAAAAGGGUGACCCUAAGAAUGACUCAUGGAUCUUUGCCCUGGCUGUGCUUUUAAGCAGCACCUUUGUCUACAACAGCAUGAGCACCAUCAACCACCAGGCCCUGGAGCAGCUGCAUUAUGUGACUGAAUUAACACAGCUAAUCCGGGCAAAGGCCAGUCCCAGGGAGGAUGAAGUAAAGGACUCCAGUGAGUUUGUGAGCUUCUUCCCGGACUUUGUCUGGACUGUUCGGGAUUUCACUCUGGAGCUGAAGUUAGAUGGACGCGUCAUCACAGCGGAUGAGUACCUGGAGAAUGCCCUGAAGCUGAUCCAAGGAAACAAUCCCCAAAUCCAAAAGUCCAACACGACUAGAGAAUGUAUCAGAUAUUUCUUUCCAGUACGGAGGUGCUUUGUCUUUGACCGGCCUAUAAGGGACAAAAGUUUACUAUCUCAUAUUGAAAAAGUUCCAGAAAACGAACUGGAAUGGAAUUUCCAGGUGGAAUCAAAAAAGUUCUGUUCCUACAUCUUCACCAAUGCAAAGACCAAGACGCUGAGAGGCGGGAUUACUGUCACAGGAAACCGACUGGGGACUCUGGUGAAGACCUACUUGGAUGCCAUCAAUAGUGGGACUGUGCCUUGCUUGGAGAAUGCAGUGAUGACCCUGGCUCAGCGUGAAAACUCAGCAGCUGUGCAGAAGGCAGCUGACCAUUACAGUGAGCAGAUGGCCCAGCAACUGCGGCUCCCAACAGACACUCUCCAAGAGCUUCUGGAUGUACAUGCAGACUGUGAGAAGAAAGCCAUUGCUGUUUUCAUGGAGCACUCCUUCAAGGACGAUGAGCAAGAGUUCCAGAGGAAACUGGUGGCUGUCAUAGAAGAAAGGAAGGAAGCUUUCAUGCAACAGAAUGAAACGGCAUCUGUCAGUCACUGCCAGGCUGAGCUGGACAAGCUUGCAGCGUCCCUGAGGAAGAGUGUCUCAAGUGGAGCUUUCUCUGUUCCUGGCGGACACAGUCUCUACAUAGAGGCCAGGAAGGAGGUGGAGCAGAACUAUGAGCGAGUGCCCCGGAAGGGAGUAAAGGCAAAUGAGGUUCUCAAGAGCUUCCUACAGUCACAGGGUACUAUAGAGAACUCCAUCCUGCAAUCAGACAAAGCCCUUACAGAUGGACAGAAGGCCAUAGCAGCUGAGAGGACAAAGAAGGAGGUGGCUGAGAAGGAACAAGAGCUGCUGAGACAGAAACAGGAGGAGCAAGAGCAACUGAUGAAAGCUCAAGAGAGAAGCUUCCAAGAAAACAUUGCUAAACUUCAAGAGAAGAUGGAGAAGGAAAGGGAGACUCUUCUGAGUGAGCAGGAGAAGAUGCUAGAGCACAAGCUGAAGAUCCAAGAAGAAUUUCUUGUUGAAGGAUUUAAAAAGAAGUCUGAAAUGUUAAGGAAUGAAAUAAGUCAUCUGAGAGAUGAGAUCGAGAGAACUAAAGAGAAAUCCUCACUGUUUGCACAAAUUCUUGACACAGUGGGCAAUGUGUUCCUUAUUGUUUUACCAGGAGCUGGUAAAUUAUUGGGUGCAGGGAUGAAAGUUCUCAGGUCAUUUAUGAAAUAGCCUGGGAGUUCCUGGGAAGGGAUUUAUAAAGCUAUGAUUCUAUUAUUUUGAUACCACAACUGUAUGCCUUGUUAUUAAAACUGCAUGUGCUACUUUAAUAAGCAGUGCUAUAUAGGAGGUCUGAACUCCCACUAUUGCUAAAUAAUCAAAGAGACACCACCUUAUUGGAGUUGAGAGUAUUAUUUCAUUAGCAGUUACAAUCAAGAUUAAAACUACAAAUCAUUGGCUCAAAAAUACAAGAGAAUAUCAUCCAUAAAUCCCAUCAAAUUUCAUUGACAUAAUCCAUAUAGUAAAGUGGAAAACCAGUCAGAAUAUAGUGAAAUUAUUUCUAGAAAGGAUGUGAGUAAGUAAAAAAAAAAAGGUCCAAUGGAGAAGUGUGACAAUUGUACCUCAGUUAUACAAAUAAUUCAUUGUGAAGAACUCCUGUAAAAAUUAACAA
This is a messenger RNA of Alexandromys fortis (reed vole), 3081 nucleotides long. Its product is annotated as guanylate-binding protein 4-like. Gene Ontology annotation, molecular function: GTP binding; GTPase activity. The record is from RefSeq and is a predicted model, not a curated record. NCBI's taxonomy places the organism in Eukaryota, Metazoa, Chordata, Mammalia, Rodentia, Cricetidae. The transcript is spliced from 12 exons. Bases 780 to 2642 code for a protein of 620 amino acids.